Messenger RNA from Syngnathus typhle (broad-nosed pipefish), 3177 nucleotides. RefSeq names its product 5-hydroxytryptamine receptor 4-like. Gene Ontology annotation, cellular component: plasma membrane. NCBI's taxonomy places the organism in Eukaryota, Metazoa, Chordata, Actinopteri, Syngnathiformes, Syngnathidae. Gene Ontology annotation, biological process: regulation of appetite; chemical synaptic transmission; adenylate cyclase-activating adrenergic receptor signaling pathway. The record is from RefSeq and is a predicted model, not a curated record. The coding region runs from base 207 to 1520 and encodes 437 amino acids. The transcript is spliced from 7 exons. Gene Ontology annotation, molecular function: G protein-coupled serotonin receptor activity.
CUUUCUGUCUCCCUCUCUGUGUCAAGAGUCAUUUCAGUCCUCCACCGGGUUGCCGGUUGAGGAGGAUCCUGCAGGAGUAUGAGAGCAUCACUACAAAACUGGAUCGGAGGAAGGGAGGCAAAGUGCCUGACUCGGAUGUUUUGACAGGUCAGCAGGAUGGGGUGAAGAGCACUCUCCUCAGGUGACCUCCAGGCAGAUGACCCGUGAUGGCCACAGUAUCACCUCCACUUUUGAAGGACGGUGUGAUAAAUACAGAACAUCAAAGUCCCAAAGAGGAGCAGCAGGAGUUCCUGAGAUCACUGGAAAACAUCCUGCUCACCAUUGUGCUUUCCAUCAUAAUCAUCAUGACGGUUUUUGGCAACCUGUUGGUCAUGGUGGCGCUCUGCAAGGACCGCCAUUUGCGCAAGAAAAAAACCAACUACUUCAUCGUGUCGCUGGCCUUUGCUGACUUAUUGGUGGCGUUGGUGGUGAUGCCCUUUGCGGCCAUCGAGCUGACCACCGGCGUGUGGAAAUACGGCGAGAUAUUCUGUCUCGUACGCACAUCGCUGGACGUCCUCUUGACCACCACAUCCAUCUUCCAUCUGUGCUGCAUUGCACUGGACAGGUAUUACGCUAUUUGCUGCCAGCCUCUUGUGUACCGACACAAGAUGACCCCUCUGCGAGUAGCGGUGAUGCUCGGCGGCUGCUGGCUCAUCCCCACGUUCAUUUCCUUCCUACCUAUCAUGCAAAGCUGGAACGCCAUUGGCAUCGAGGAUAUAAUAGAAGAGAGGCGGACCCCGCCAGGUGGCUCCAACGACACAAGCUGCGUCUUUCUGGUCAACCGUCCGUACGCUCUCAUCUGCUCCACGGUGGCCUUCUACGUGCCUCUGGCCCUCAUGGUCCUCGCCUACCAACGCAUCUACGUGACCGCCAUGAGCCACGUGCGGCAGAUCGAGACCCUCCAACGCGCCGGAUCCGCUCCGGCCGCCGGGACGCCCGCCGCCGUGGUCACGGCGAGGUCAUCCACGUGCUCGGACCCGGCGGACCAUUACCACCUCACAACGGCUGAGGGAGCCUUCUUACCGGAGUCGGCUCCCGUAGCCAACAGCCGCAUGCGUGUCGAGACAAAGGCGGCAAAGACCCUGGCUGUUAUUAUGGGCUGCUUUUGCCUGUGCUGGGCGCCGUUUUUCAUCACCAACGUGGUGGACCCCUUCAUUCACUACUCUGUGCCCUGGCAGUUGUGGACGGCAUGGUUAUGGCUGGGCUACAUUAACUCCGGCCUUAAUCCUUUCCUGUACGCCUUCCUGAACCGAGCUUUUCGGAGGGCCUUCCUAGUAAUUCUUUGUUGCGGAGAUGAACGCUUCGCAAGGCAGCGGAGCUUCUCCUGCGGACCUACGCACAGAGUCUGCUCGCCCACAUCCGUCAAUGGGACGUCAAUGGCGCUAAGAUUGUCCUUCUUGCCAAAUCGAAGCUACUGUGACAACAAAAGAACCAUAUUGGCCAAUGAGCCCGAGUCCCAGGACUCCCUUGGACCUCUAUGAGGACGACUUGUCCAGUAGGAGGCCAAGUGUCCUCUGUGAUGUCAACUGCUGUCGACUGAUUUAACUUUACUACAUCGGUCAGUGAUACCGGGGAGAUUUCAUGAGGUCACGUAGGUCGCCGAUGGACGAUCUAACCCGACGACCGGAAGACUGUAAGGUGCUUUGUUGUUUUUGAUAAUUGUCUUUAGAUGAACAGCCAAGCGUGGGUCCAAUUGAAUCAAAAGCUCAGUCGCUGGUUCAGUCGCCAUCCAAAGCUUUUUAUUGGAAGUGUUGCACUUUAAGGUGACGCUGUAAGGCAAAAGGUCAUAUUCUAGUGUUUUUAUUAGUAUGUUGUGAAGAUAUUUAUGACAAAAAAAAAAUCAUGUUUAUUUGUCUUUCUUUUGACGUGUUCCCAAUAGACCAAGAAAAGUCACCAGCAGCAAAAGGGUCUUAUGCUGCAUUAUAAAAAUAAGAUGGAAGAUGGAAGAAGUUAACCAAAAGUGACAAAGUAAAGCCUUCAAUAUUUAUAAAAUGAAUAUUGCUCGCACAGAUUUUCCUCAGCGUGCUAAUAUGGUUCCCAUAACUGAAGUCCUUUCUAGACAUGCAUUGUCUUAUUUUGACCGCUAGAGGGCAGAAAGGCAAAAUACUAAAGUUGUUGCAAAUUUAAGAAGAAAAUAAAAAAUCUGCCUUUACAAAUAUGAUCAUGUCAUUGAGGUAUGAAUGUAACAAUAUGUUUAUUGUUUUGGUUGUAGUCAAACUGCAUCAUUACCAAAAAAUUGAUGUUUGUUAUAUUUCCACGUUUACGUGUUUACUGGAUACAUCAAACUAACUUUAGUCAGAUUUCAGGUCGAGUGAAGAAAAGAGUUGAUGUCCAUUCUGAUAAUUACACAGCCUUUUCACUUUUGUUUACAUUUUCUUUUCGUUGUUUGUGAAAAUUGGGAGAAUAUUACUGUUAAUAAUUCAGGCUAAGGCCAUUUUUGUUGUCUUUCUAAGGAUAUAAUCAGAAUAUUCAGUUUUGAUUAUUCACAGUGACUUUCAUCUUCUCUAUAAUGUCUUUUGCCUACAUGAGGGGAAACAAUAAUAAUAAUUGUUGCCCAUUUUGUCUUUUUUUUUUCUAUUGCGUGUGGUGGCGGUUCAAAAUAAAUUUCUAGAAUAUUGAAAUGAAUUGACCUUUUUUGACCCACACUUACCUGACAUCACCAGUUGCCGUUUUAGUCACGACUCUUUUCAUUGAAUCAAAAUUAGCACAAAAAAUGUGUUUUCGAAUGACGGAAUAUGUUAUUACGCGUAGGCAUGAGACAUAUUUUUAACGCUCCGACACAAAGGCGUCGUCAAGCAGCCUAUUCAAUGACAGCAAACACAAAGAUCAACAAUCAGCGAUUGGCACCGAGCCUACCAUUAACUAAUCAGAGGAGGAAUUUAUGUUGUCGGGCCUCUCGCUGCUGUUUCCUGUCAAAAGAAAUGAUUUCAACAUUUGACUCCCUGUGCCAAUAUUUAUGUUGCUAAAAAGGUAUCCUCUCGACCCCAUGUGUGUGUAUGUGAGCAAUGAUUCAUUGCCUGUUGCUAUGCAUAUUUCUCAUAAUCAGUUUUCCCCGAAAAGGGGAGGUAUCUGUGGAAAGCAAUUUGCUGCAGGAUUUCGAUUGUUUUGUGAAUAAAGUUCAAGGGAUUUGCUGACUUA